Symbiodinium pilosum is the source of this 1899-nucleotide messenger RNA. The record is from the annotation of a GenBank genome assembly. NCBI's taxonomy places the organism in Eukaryota, Dinophyceae, Suessiales, Symbiodiniaceae.
AUGUCGGGACCACCUCUGCCUAUGGUGAUUGAUGCUCUCGAAGCUAGCGGCAAGCCAGUCGUGGCGGCCAUUGAUGGAGUAGCACUAGGAGGCGGCUGCGAAGUUGCCUUGGGUUGCCACUGGCGCCUGGCCAGCGCGCGCUCCCAGGUUGGACUUCCUGAGGUGAACCUGGGACUCCUCCCUGGAGCCGGCGGCACCCAGCGCCUUCCGCGACUCAUUGGCGCAGACCCCAGCGUGGAUUUCAUGUGCCGCGGAGCUCCUGUGAAAGCAGCCCAAGCCCUCAAGGUCGGCAUCUUCGAUCAGGUGCUCGAAGGUGACAAUGCUGCUGUAGUUCAGGCUGCUGUGAACUUCGCAGCGCGGCAGCUCAGCGUUGACCUGGCGACUCGAAGGCUCUGCAAUGGCAAGGCAAAAGCGACCAGCUCAGAUGCGCUGGACGCCAAGCGCAAGGAGUACAUGAAGCUACGAGCUGGCGAAGCGGCUCCGCAAGCAAUCAUCACCUGCAUCGAGGCGGCGGCCAGCAAGGACUUCCGAGAUGGCAUGAAUGUGGAGGGCACGGAGUUCGGCAAGCUCUUCAGAGGCUCCCAGUCCAAGGCCUUGCAGUACAUGUUCUUCGCAGAGCGACAGUGCUUCAAGAUACCAGGCUUGGAGUCCAAGCCGAAGCCUCUCAACAGUGCUGGAAUUAUCGGUGCUGGAUUGAUGGGCGGCGGUAUCGCCAUGUGCUGUGCUGAGGCUGGGAUGAAGGUAGUAGUCCUGGACGUUGACCAGAAGAACCUGGAGCGUGGAAUGAGUGUGAUCCAGAAGAAUUAUGCCAGAAGUGUGGAAAGGAAGUCCAAGUCGCAGGAGCAGGUCGACAAACUCUUGGCAAACAUCACAGCCUCAACUUCAUACGACUCUCUCUCGCAGUGCGAUAUUGUGGUGGAGGCAGUCUAUGAGAACAUGGACCUUAAGAAAAAGAUCUUUGCCACCCUGGACCAGGUUUGUAAGCCAGGCAGCAUCCUGGCUUCCAACACCAGCUACCUCAACAUUGACGAGAUUGCAAGCGCCACAAAGAGACCACAGGAUGUCAUUGGUUGCCACUUCUUCUCCCCUGCGAACGUAAUGCGCUUGCUUGAGAACGUGAGGGGCCCUCGCACUUCUCCGGAAACCAUCGCCACCGCCAUGGCUUUCGGCUCAAAGCUGAAGAAGGUCACCUGCCUAGUCGGAAACUGCGGCGGCUUCAUCGCAAACCGGGUCAUGGGCGUCUCAGGCUUUCCGUACUUGCUUCACAAAGGCCUGCUGCCUCACGAGAUUGACGAGGCCGCAGAGGCGUACGGCAUGCGCAUGGGCCCAGCUCGGAUGAAUGACCUGGUGGGCAUCGACCUCUUCGGGAGAGAGCGAGCUAAGGCUGGCAUUGCGCAGCCGGAGAAGAACGUUUUUGAUGCCAUAUACAAAGCCGAACGCUUCGGACAGAAGAACGGCAAGGGAUUCUACAAGUACGAUGAGAAGCGCAGGAAUAGCCGGGACCCAGAUGCAGAAGCCAUCAUCCAGCAGGUCUGGCAAAAUAUUGGCGUCCAGAAGCAGUCCAUGGAGAAGGAAGACGUCAUCGACAUGCUGUACCUGCCGGUCGUGAAUGAAGGCUUCAAAUGUCUCGAAGAGGGCAUGGCCAUCAGACCGAGUGAUAUCGACGUGUGCUGUGUCUUUGGUUACAAUUGGCCCAGAUAUCGCGGAGGGCCAAUGCAAUGGGCGUCGGCCGUGGGGCUGCCCAAGGUGCUCUCCAAGGUGGAGGCAAUGGGAUUGAAGCCCUCAGAGCUGCUCCAGGAGUGCGUGAAGAACAACUGGAGGUUGAACUCCAAGGAGUUCCUGGCACGCACCUCCGCCACAUGGAACGCCAAAUGGUCAACCGCGACCUCCAAGAUGUGA